CUUUGGAGUGAACUGGUGAGCGAAAUCGCCGCGCAUCUUCGCGUAAAAAACGACUUUUGGGCGAACGCGCACACAUUUCCUGCAGCGAUCCUUGACUGACUUUUUGGACAUUUAUUUUUUUUAUUGCCUUGGACUUGCGUGGAAUAUAAUACAAUAGCGGAAAGUGGCGACUAUACUCCUUCAACUCAUCGAUCCAUGAAUUGACAGUCAUGCCAAUUAAGCUACCUUUUGAGCAAGUAAACAUUGUGCAAUGUUGGCUAAAAGUGGUAAUUAAGGGUUUGUCUUGCGUGCAAACCACACGCUGUUGGAAUGCGUAAAAGUAUGUCUCCUCCAUGGUAAUGCGCGGACAAAUACAUGUCCACCCAUUUUAUUAAAUAUAGGAUAUUAUUUGAACAAUUCUGAGUGUUGCCUUUGGUGGUUGAGGAGAGAACGCGACCUCCUGGAGGGGAAAACUUGCUUGCAGCGGUCAAGAGAGGAGUUGGAUUAUUUAAACAUCUUAACAUAUUCAAGGUUCUACCACUGGCACCGCGUUGGAUACUGGGCUGGUAGCUCCCAGAGAGCAGGUCCCAGCGGAGAGAAGAGCAACGAUGACUUCACUCUUUCUCUUCCUCAUCCUUGCCCUAUUUGCCUCAGGAGCCAGCGAUGACGUCAAGUACAUCUCCAAGAGGAACUCUGUUGAUGGGUGUAUCGACUGGUCAGUGGAUCUGAAGGAGUACCACGUUCUGGCUGGUGAGCCAGCACGAGUGAAAUGUGCCUUGUUCUACAGCUACAUCCGCACCAACUACACCAUGGCCACCAACGCCAAACUGCGUCUCAUCUGGUACAAGAACAAAGGAGAUGCAGAGGAGCCCAUUAUCUUCUCAGGCCAUAGGCUGAGUAAAGAAGAUGACUCAAUCUGGUUCAGGUCUGCAGAAAUGGAAGAUAAUGGCUUCUACACCUGCGUACUAAGGAACUCAACAUACUGUAUGAAGGUCUCUAUGUCCAUGACUGUGGAGGAGAGUGAUGAGGGGAAGUGUUUCAGCAGCAAAAUCCGCUACCUGGAGAAAGCAGAGAUUACUCAUAGCAAAAUGAUCACAUGCCGUGAUAUCGAUGACUAUUUGGCUCCAUAUAAACAACCUCUGAUGACCUGGUACAAGGAGUGUGAACGUGUCGAAUGGAGAAGCUCUAUUAUUGUCAACAAUACACACAUCUGGAUCCCCGAAGUGGAGGAGGAGGAUGGGGGAAAUUAUACCUGCGAGUUACAGUAUGGAUCCAGACUGGUGCGGAGGACAACACAACUCAAAGUCACAGCUCUUCAGACCACCCAGCCACCAAAGGUCCUUUUCCCCCCUGAGAGACAAGACACUCUGGUAGAGGUCACACCUGGUAUGCCUCUCAGUUUGGACUGCAAGGCAUUUUUCGGCUACAGUGGAGAAAACAGGAGACCUAUCAUCUACUGGAUGAAAGGAGAGAAGUUUGUUGAAGAACUCGCGGGACACAUUAAAGAAAGUGAAGUCAGGGUCCUAAGAGAACAUUUAGGAGAAAAGGAGGUUCAGCUGUCGUUAACAUUUGAUGCUAUCGAGGAGGCUGACCUGGCAAAUUAUUCCUGUUACGUGGAGAACCACAUUGGGCGGCGGCGUGGGAGUGCAAUACUGCAGAAGAAAGAUAUGUAUCGUCUGGAGUUGGCUGGUGGACUUGGGGUCAUAUUGCUGCUGCUGGGAGUCUUCACGGCACUUUAUAAGUGCUACAACUUGGAAAUCAUGCUGUGCUACAGGAGGCAUUUAGGCAGUGAUGAAACCGAAGAUGAUAAUAAAGAGUAUGACGGAUAUCUCUCUUAUACGAAAGUGGAUCUGGAUUCAUUGGGCAGAACGAGCAGCGAUGAGGAGACGUUUGCUUUGGAGAUCUUGCCUGACGUGUUGGAGAAACAUUACGGAUACAAGCUGUUUAUACCAGACAGAGAUCUCAUUCCAAGCAGUACAUACAUUGAGGACCUGGCUCGUAGUGUGUUGCAAAGCAGACGUUUGAUCAUUGUUUUGACUCCAGAGUUUGUGGCCAAAAGAGGCUGGAGCAUUUUUCAGAUAGAAACACGCCUCCACUCUAUGCUGGUUACAGGGGAAAUCAAGGUAAUCAUGAUAGAAUGUGCAGAUCUAAAGAGUGUGAUCAACUAUCAAGAGGUGGAAGCACUUAAGCAUACAAUAAAGGUUUUAUCUAUCAUUAAAUGGAGGGGUCCAAAGAGCAAUGAGCUGUCGUCUAAGUUUUGGAAGCAGGUGAUCUAUGAGAUGCCAGCUAAACGAAGAGAGACUUUGUCCAGACGUCAGGUAAUGGACGCAGGUGAGCAGGGCCUCUUUGGAGACCUACAGACCACCGUCUCCACCAUUGCCAUGACGACCACCUCAGCAUCCCUGGUGCCGCCGAUUGAGAACCGUCAUGGACAUCAUCAGGUUUCCUUGGCAACAGAGAUCCCUGACUACAACCAGAUGACCUUGCCUCUUGGAGGGGGUCACAUGGCUACAGCAGCCCAAAUGAGGCAUUUCUGCCGCAGCUAUGAGUUCCAUCUUCCCCCACAGCCUUCUGCCCUGUCGCCUCCCCUCCCUCCUCCUCCAUCCACCAUGCAGUUCUCCACUCUGGGCCCUGGGGGGCGCCAUGUCUAUUGUAACAUCCCUAUGACCCUUCUGAAUGGACAGGGGUUCAGGGCAGUUGACUGGGGAAGAAGAGGUUUCUCAGAGCAACACACUUGGAAAGAAGCCCAAAGUCCACCUGAAGAGCACCUUUGUACCAAUCACCAGCAGAGAACUAAGCUCUGAUAUCUGGUAGAAACACUUCUUUGCUGGUACUGGAUUAAAGACUACUGGUUUUGCAAAGAACUUUGACUGGGGACACAGGUUUUUGGACCUUGUACAGACAUUGACUUGGGCCCUUUCCAUCCCACGCUAUGAACACAAACUGCUCAAAUACUACAAGAAGGUGUGGGUACAAAGUGUUUGGACACACUCAGAUUAUCAAACUGAUUGUAUAUUUGUAUUGAACCUACCACUGAUACAGUUUGAUUCAAACUGGUAAGCAGGAAGUUAAGGAUUAAUAACAAGCACGAACGUGUUGAAUUUUUGAUGUUUAGACAUGAAAAUGUCCUCGGAAAGGUCCAGGAUAUCAAAACAGUAUUUAGAUAUUCACCAAUCAUUGUGUUGUAUAAGGGUAACACUGAAAAGACAACAAAAUAAAAAUGUUACAAGAAUGAAAGACGAUCAACUAUAAUACUGUAUCACAAAAUUCAGAGAGUAAAUAUUAUAAAACUAUGCCAAUAAAGUUACAAAUAUUUUAGGAACUAAGUCCUAAUAAAAAAGAAGAAUGUAUUUACUGAGCUUAUGUCAAAAUUUGGUCUAACUCUAGAGCAAAUCACCAUAAUAAUUAUUUACUAAUAGUUUUUCUAAUAAGGGCCAUAUCCUACAUUUGCAACAUUUCAGACUUAUGAUUAUGUUUAAAAUGUUGUACUACACAAUGUGAAAGUACCAUAUCAUGAGGUCGGUGUACUCUUAAGUUAUCCCUGCUUUCAUUUUCACACCACUCCUAAAUCGCUUACGAGAACUUUUCAAAAUGUUAAUUUCUUAAACUUUAGGAAUUCUAUUUAUGACACCUUGCCUCAUGCCCAACAUCACUUCAUCUUGAAAUUGGCAGCGAGAAAAUGUUUCUUGGAAGUUAGAACUGUGUCUUUAAAAUAAAGUCAGGCAGUAAUUUCAAUAUUUUUUGGUUUUCUGGUGAGCUAAAGACCUAUUUAACAAUCACUGAGCGGUGGCAGGGGUGGGUGGCUUUCGCCGAUCUUUAACCCAUGACUAAUCGUAGGCAUGGUGGUCAAGUCGCAGGGUGCCGAAUCCAAGCAUUUUAGCCAAGAUGAGAAGAAUGCAGAUUUACCCUGAACACAAUUUAAGAUUGAGUAGUCCAAAGCCCCCAAAAUGAGAAGAAUAUAAUUCCGUAAAUUAUAUAAAAUUCUUCUUUUUUAAGAUCAAACAAAGCCAACACAGGAGAACAUUUUUAAAAGAAUUAUCUUUCAGGAACAGUCCCAAACGUUUGCUCAAUCACAUGAUACUGUUUCUAUUUAUGAAGAUUGAUGUGACAAAACAUUAUUUAUUUCAUCCUCAAUGUAUACUUAAAGUAACUUUAAUGAUGUAAAACAAAAAAUGUAAUAGUGUAACUUAGCUGGGAAACAAUUUAAUUCUCCUAAAAUUGGGGCUGUUUUCUUUUAGUAUUACCACUUAUUCUAAUACAAUUAUUUAUGACUGUCAUUGUAUUUGUCAAAGUAGUAAUACUAUGUUUUCAUAAUAGUACAGCUUUACUCAUAUGAAUUCUGACCUUUUACUAAUAUCUUAUUAUAAAUAUUAUUUUUCUUUGUUUUGACAAUCUCGUUUUUGUCUUGUGAUAUUACAUCUUUAAUACCAUACCAUUAUUUUUGUUUCUCAUAGUAUUGUGAAUUUAUUUUCUUAAUGUUUUUAUGUCACACUUUUUUUUUCUAACAUUGCAACCUAAUUCUGAUCAAAUUACCAUGUUUUUAUUGCAAUAUUAUAUAUUUAUGAAAAUUGACUCGAUUUCUUCUCGUAGUGUUCCAAUUGUCUACAUUUAAUAUCGCCAGAUCUGGCCCGCCACAUCAUUUUGUGUGGCCCGCAAAAGCCUAGAAAUAAAGUGUGUCAAUAAAAUACUUCAUCUUUCUUACUAAAUGUACAGUAUUCAUUAUUUCCAUUUUGGCAAAAAAAAUGUAUGUGCUUCAUGAAAUUGCAUAUAUUUUCAAACUCUAAUAUUAUCUGCAACAAAUAAUAUAUUUUGUAAUACAAUUUUAGAUCACAAUAAAUACUUAAAUAUCUGCUUGUCACUUCAUGACACGGAUGUAAAACUCAUUUUUCAUUGAGGGCCACGUUGCAGUUAUGGAUGCCCACAGAAUGUGGUUUUUAACAGUGAAUAUAAUGAUGUUAUCACGCAAUUGCCUAUGCAUUUGAUUGCAGUAUAAUAUUUCUUUACGUACACAUUUACGGAUAACUUGCUUUUAAAUCAUAAGUCAAUGUUACAAGCAGAUAAGUAUUUAUUUUGUAUUUUAAGAAAAAAAUAUUUGAAAUGUAUCUUGUUGCGUGAUCAAAUAAUGUUAAAGCCAAAGACAUGCAAUUGCUUGCAGUACAGUGCAUCCGGAAAGUAGUCACAGCGCUUCACCUUUUCCACUUUUUGUUGUUUACAACCCUAAUCCAAAAUGGAAUAAGUUCAUUUUUGUCCCCAAAUUGUACACACAAUACCCAAUAAUGACAAUGUGAAAAGUUUUUUUUUUAUUAUUAUUUGCAGGUUAAUUAAAAACUAAAAAAUCACAUUUACAUUUGUAUUCAAAGCCUUUGCUCAAUACUUCGGUGAUGAAACUUUGGCAGCAAUUACAGUCUCAUGUAUUUUUGAAUACGAUGCCACAAGCUUGGCACACCUAUCUUUGGGCAGUUUCACCCAUUCCUCUUUGCAGCACCUCACAAGCUCCAUCAGGGUGGAUGGGAAGUGUUGGUUUUCAUCCAGGAUGCUGCAUUCAUCUUUCCCUCUAUACCAGUGGUUCAUCAUCAUCAUCAUUCAUCAUCAUUUCUUUUUAUUCCUUUCAUGAAAAUGCAUAUACAAGCCAUAUACAGUUGACACUUUCAUUGUUUUUUUGUUUCUUAUACAUUUCCAUGAUCAGAAAGGAGCAGAUGGAAGAAUACUAUUCUUAUAUUUAUCUGCCCCCUUUUUAACAGUGGUUCUUAACCUUGUUGGAGGUACCGAACCCCACCAGUUUCAUAUGUGCAUUCACCAAACCAGAACCGUAAUCAUAAAAUGAUGUUAUUAUAUUAAAGAAAUACUAAUAAAGAUAUAUUUUACAAAUGGAAAGUUACAGGAAUGGACACAUGAUUCCAUGUUUACAUCUCAUUGUGCAACAUGUGAAUGUUUUAGUGGGAACUAAGUGCGAUAUCUGAAAGGGGUACACAUUAUUUCCAAAACAGGACCCCCGCCCAGACAUAUAAUACUAGUACACAGCUCAUGAAAAACAAUAUGUUAUAGUCAGUGUAAGUGGGCCAAAACACUUAUAUUAGAAAAUAAUCUCAUGGUAAUAAAACAUUGAACUUGUUAUUUAGUCAGGUUUGGGACAGGUGUGCUGCAGGUGUAACCACAGUGCAUGUGCACGUUUGACGUCGCUCACAUUUGCUCCACCGAAUGCUCAAUGAGUUUUUGUGUUUGCACAUAUGGAAAAUUAGAGGGAACAUUGUUUGGGGGUAUCCAUAAUACGCCGACAGGGAGAAGUUUUUGUUUACACGAUGAGUCGGGUGUGUCUUGACCUCCGCGGCGGAGGCUCUGCCGAACCCCUGAGGCCGACUCACCGAACCCCUAGGGUUCGAUCGAACCCAGGUUAAGAACCACUGCUCUAUACUGACUAGUUUCCCAGUUCCUGCCACUGAAAAACAUCCCCACAGCAC
This is a messenger RNA of Nerophis lumbriciformis (worm pipefish), 6437 nucleotides long. RefSeq names its product interleukin 1 receptor accessory protein-like 2 (gene il1rapl2). The record is from RefSeq and is a predicted model, not a curated record. Gene Ontology annotation, molecular function: interleukin-1 receptor activity. Gene Ontology annotation, biological process: signal transduction. NCBI's taxonomy places the organism in Eukaryota, Metazoa, Chordata, Actinopteri, Syngnathiformes, Syngnathidae.